CUAAUAUUGGCAACACCUGCUUCAUGAACUCUGCUCUGCAGUGCCUGCUGGGGCUGCCAGCAUUUUGCAGAGACAUCCUGAGACAGCAGAACAUCUGGAUUUCCUCCCCCUCCUCUAAACUGCUAUGCUGCUUUGCCAAGUUACAUCAGGCCAGGCUUUCUGGAGGCACUGUUAAUGCUAAGAACAAGGAAAAUAAGAAAAUCCUUCAAACAGUCAAGCGCUGUCUUUCCGUUGUCAAUGAGGACUAUGAGGAAGACUAUGAACAGGAUGCCCAUGAAUGUGUGUUGCUCCUCCUCCUUCAGCUGAAGGAGGAGGGUAUGGCAUUAAAGGGCUCACCAGAGCCAUACACCUGCCCCGUGAAGCAGUUAGAAUUCAAGCUGAAGACUUCCCGUACCUGCACCAGCUGUGGAGUUAUAGUGUAUGGUCAUGAGGAUUAUAAUCACCUGUCACUGAGCCUGAGCCAUUACCUGCCACACAGCCUGGACCUCUACUUUAAGCCAUCUGCGUUAGAGUGUGCAUGCAGGGUGUGCUCAGGCAGCACAGCAUCUGUGACUAGGCACUUCCUCACGCUGCCCCGGGUCCUAAUGCUUCAUAUCAAGCGUUUUACUGCAGGCGACUGGGAGCCAGAGAAGUUGGAUGAUCCCAUGUCCAUCCCUGCAGAAAUAACCCUCCCAGCCGUAUGUGGGAAGACAGCCCAUGUCCAGUAUGGAGCCAGGGCAAGCUCCCUGGGGAGAAACAACAUGGACAACACACCUGCAAACUCCCCGAAAGGCACCCUUGAUAGACCAGCUUCAAAUUCCUCUGACCAGCUAGAGAAACCAGCUGACAGUGAGAAAAAGCAGCAGGCAGCCGGUGUGAGACACCAGCCAGACAAUAUCUACAAAUUGUCAAGUGUGAUCUCACAUCUGGGAGACAACAUGUAUACAGGCCACUACAUCAGUGAUGUUUUGGACAGCCGUGGCAGUGGGUGGCUCUGCCUGGAUGACGCACAUGUCUUUAGGACAGAUGAGGCCACUGUGCUGAAGGAGAUUGCACAGACUGCCUACAUCCUGUUCUAUGUCUGCAGUGGAGCAGGUGAAGGAGACCAGGCCCCUCACUACCAGGAGAAGCACCAGGAGAACCCAUCAUUAAACUCAGGGAGAGGCACAGCGCUCAGGGACCACCUGGAGUAGCACGUACCACACACCAAGAAACAUCAGAUUAAUCGAAUUAGGCUGCCCUACACCACCAUCAACUGCCUUAGACCACCAUAAAGCUGCCUUAGACCACCAUCAGGCUGCCCAUCACCACCAUCAAGCUGCCCUACACCACCAUCAGACUGCCCUACUCCACCAUCAAGCUGCCCUAUGCCACCAUCAAGCUGCCCUAGACCACCAUCAAGUUGCCCUACACCACCAUCAAGCUGCCUUAGACCACCAUCAACUGCCUUAGACCACCAUCAAGCCUCCCUACACCACGAUCAAGCUGCCCUACACCACCAUCAGACUAUCCUAGACCACCAUCAAGCUGCCCUAGACCACCAUCAAGCUGCCCUAGACCACCAUCAAGCUGCCCUACACCACCAUCAAGCUGCCCUAGACCACCAUCAAGCCUCCCUACACCACCAUCAAGCUGCCCUACACCACCAUCAGACUAUCCUAGACCAUUAGGACAUCACACUGCCCUAAACCACCUAGACACCAAGCUGCCCUAGACCACCUGGACAUCAGGCUGCCCUAGACCACCAGAAGUAACAGCCUACACCACAAAGCAUGUACCCACUCUAGGCCAUCUACUGUAUGUUUACAAUUAUAUAAAUAUAAAACAUCUCACCGACCGAGUGCAAUUAAUGUUCUUUUACUGUA
Messenger RNA from Oncorhynchus kisutch (coho salmon), 1844 nucleotides. Its product is annotated as ubiquitin carboxyl-terminal hydrolase 37-like. Gene Ontology annotation, molecular function: cysteine-type deubiquitinase activity. The transcript is spliced from 11 exons. Lineage: Eukaryota; Metazoa; Chordata; Actinopteri; Salmoniformes; Salmonidae. Gene Ontology annotation, biological process: G1/S transition of mitotic cell cycle; protein deubiquitination. The record is from RefSeq and is a predicted model, not a curated record. Gene Ontology annotation, cellular component: cytosol; nucleus. Bases 24 to 1172 code for a protein of 382 amino acids.